CCCGAGCGGGGUCGGGGGAGGGGGCAGCAUGGCCUGUCCGUCCGGCCCCCUUCGCCGCGCUCCUCAUCUGCCCCGCGCCGAGCGCCGCCGCCGCCGCCGCCGCCGCCGCUCCGCUGCCCGCGCCGCCCGCGGCUCCCGAUGGAGACUGACGCGCCCCAGCCCGGCCUCGCCUCCCCGGACUCGCCGCACGACCCCUGCAAGAUGUUCAUCGGGGGACUCAGUUGGCAGACUACGCAGGAAGGGCUGCGCGAAUACUUCGGCCAGUUCGGGGAGGUGAAGGAGUGUCUGGUGAUGCGGGACCCCCUGACCAAGAGAUCCAGGGGUUUCGGCUUCGUCACUUUCAUGGACCAGGCGGGGGUGGAUAAAGUGCUGGCGCAAUCGCGGCACGAGCUCGACUCCAAAACAAUUGACCCCAAGGUGGCCUUCCCUCGACGAGCACAGCCCAAGAUGGUGACUCGAACGAAGAAGAUCUUUGUUGGGGGGCUGUCGGUGAACACCACAGUGGAGGACGUGAAGCAAUAUUUUGAGCAGUUUGGGAAGGUGGACGACGCCAUGCUGAUGUUUGACAAAACCACCAACCGGCACCGAGGGUUCGGGUUUGUCACGUUUGAGAGUGAGGACAUCGUGGAGAAAGUGUGUGAAAUUCAUUUUCAUGAAAUCAACAACAAAAUGGUGGAAUGUAAGAAAGCUCAGCCAAAGGAGGUGAUGUCGCCGACGGGCUCAGCCCGGGGGAGGUCUCGAGUCAUGCCCUAUGGAAUGGACGCCUUCAUGCUGGGCAUCGGCAUGCUGGGUUACCCAGGUUUCCAAGCCACAACCUACGCCAGCCGGAGUUAUACAGGCCUCGCCCCUGGCUACACCUACCAGUUCCCCGAAUUCCGUGUAGAGCGGACCCCUCUCCCGAGCGCCCCAGUCCUCCCCGAGCUUACAGCCAUUCCUCUCACUGCCUACGGACCAAUGGCGGCAGCAGCGGCGGCAGCAGCUGUGGUUCGAGGGACAGGCUCUCAUCCCUGGACGAUGGCUCCCCCUCCAGGUUCGACUCCCAGCCGCACAGGGGGCUUCCUGGGGACCACCAGCCCCGGCCCCAUGGCCGAGCUCUACGGGGCGGCCAACCAGGACUCGGGGGUCAGCAGUUACAUCAGCGCCGCCAGCCCCGCCCCCAGCACCGGCUUCGGCCACAGUCUUGGGGGCCCUUUGAUUGCCACAGCCUUCACCAAUGGGUACCACUGAAGCAGGGGACGGUGGCAGGAGCGCCCCAGCCUGCAGCUGACUGAGGACCAAGAGUGAGCCAGCGAGGGGGCGGGAGACCUCAGCCGCAGCCGCUGCCCCCUCCCCUGCAGCGACUCGGACCCGCUACUGCCUGCCCCCCACUCCCCGGGCCCGGCCCCUGCCCUGCUGCCCCCGACAGCGUCUGGCUCCCCUACUAACGUCCCCCUCUUCGCCCUUGCCCCCGUCCUCACCCGCCCCUCUCCCGGCCCUGCUUUUAUUUAUUUUGGAUUAGCCGGUUGCCCACCCCAGCCCUCUGGUCCAUCCCUCCCUGCCGCGCCCCUCCCUCCGUGCCGCGCCCCCCUAGGACCGCCCCCUCCCCAAAACGCUUUUGGAUUUGUGCAUAGCUAGAGUGAAGGCGGAGGGAGCCUGCUACAGGCCGCAGCCCAACCCCUGUUUUUUAUUCCGAUUUCCCCUCCUUUACCCUUUCCCUUUUUUUUUUUUUUUAAAGAAACCGUUUUUAAACUAUUUCUAGGUUUGCGAAUGUGAAGCCCCAGGCCGCAGGGGGCAAGGGGCCAGGUGCCCCCCACCAGCUGAGAACAAAGUGUCUAUCUGGGUGUGGGCCCCUGGCCGCCUCCCUCCAGCCCUGGAGAGGAGGGCAGGGCUGCGGGGAGGCCAGGCCGAGCCCCUGGAACCAUCCCGUCCUGUAUCAUAUGUAAAUACUGUGAGGUGAUGUGCCCACCCCUCUCUAAGACCCCUCGGGGGUGAGGGGCUCCCCCCUCCCCUGUUUCUGUCCCCUCAGACACCGUUACUGUAAGCUUGCAGGCCUCAGCUGUGGCCACGGCAGGCCUGCUCUCUCAGGCCCUCAGGGGUCAAGGCCUUGGUAGGACCUGCCCACUCCAAAAACCCAGUGUGGGGGCAAAGGGCGUGAGAAGAGCAGGGCUUGCCCAGAGACACUGCUGGACAGGAAUUAACUCUCCAAAGGUCUCCCCUGCUCCCUACCUAGGUUGGGUCUUCAUGGUUUCUGCUCAGUCUGUCCCCCUUCCCCCUCCACCCCCGCAAUGAGUGGGCACCAGGGGACGCUCUGGUGAGGGCAGACCCCAGGGGAAAGCAAAGGGCGUCUCAGGGAACCCCCACAUUCUCUCACUGAAGUUUCCCACCAGGAUGACCCCACAGCCAGAGUCCCUUGGCAGCCCCUCACCCCAGAGCCCCCUUCUAAGGAAAAAAAGAGGUUCAGAGCGUUGGACCUUCAUGAACAGUGGCCUGGCUGGCGUGGCAGGGCCAAGGCCCACCCACUGCCAUCCCCCUUCUGUGUGUCCCUGUCCCCCAGUUAUGAGGCCCAGGGCCUGAGCUCUCUUCCCCAGCAUCGCCCCUACCCGGAAACCCUGCCUUUGGAGAGUUAAUUGUCUGUGUGAGGUGCUUAACCUAUCAGCCCUGAGAACACAAAGCAAUAAUCUUUGUUACUGAGAUGCGCGGCUGUUCGUGUUUUGGGUUUUUUUUUUUUUUUUAAUGUUUCCUAAUAAAAGAGAAGCUGCAUUUUAUUGGUUUUUAUUUUUAAUUUUCUACACGUUUGAGCUGAGUCCUGAGACACUUAGCUUCCCUCUCCCUCAUCCCCAGACCCUUCCACCCCACUGGACCCAACCAUGGGCUCAGGACCCUGGAAUUCCAUUUUCUGAUUUGUUUGGGGAUUUUUUUUUUAAAGAUGUUACAUGGUGUUUCGAAGCCAGCAAGUUACCACCCUCCGGUGUCUCUUCUCUCCACAUCUGUAACUUCUUUUUCCAGGUUUUAUUUUCAGUUUUAAAUUCCUAAUAAAUUAUUUGAAAACGUUGCUGGGCUUGUGAAUGUCUUGUGUCUCUGUGCAUUCAGGGAUACCUCAUUUUCCUGUUUUAGGGAUGACAGGACUCACCUCCAUCCUCUUAGGGUCCUGGCAGGAUCCAAGAAUUAAAUUGACACAAGAUAGAUGAACAGGGCCAGUCAGUCACGGUGGCUCAUGCCUAUAAUCCCAGCA
This is a messenger RNA of Pongo pygmaeus (Bornean orangutan), 3211 nucleotides long. It is a transcript of the gene MSI1, whose product is annotated as musashi RNA binding protein 1. The record is from RefSeq and is a predicted model, not a curated record. The coding region runs from base 139 to 1227 and encodes 362 amino acids. Lineage: Eukaryota; Metazoa; Chordata; Mammalia; Primates; Hominidae. Gene Ontology annotation, cellular component: cytoplasm. Gene Ontology annotation, molecular function: mRNA binding. Gene Ontology annotation, biological process: central nervous system development; regulation of translation. The transcript has 15 exons.